Molecule: messenger RNA, 1989 nt
Organism: Dipodomys ordii (Ord's kangaroo rat)
Lineage: Eukaryota; Metazoa; Chordata; Mammalia; Rodentia; Heteromyidae
Gene: Rbbp8nl
Product: RBBP8 N-terminal like
Exons: 13
Coding region: 1-1989 (662 amino acids)
Biological process (GO): double-strand break repair via homologous recombination; DNA double-strand break processing involved in repair via single-strand annealing
Cellular component (GO): site of double-strand break
Molecular function (GO): single-stranded DNA binding; double-stranded DNA binding; damaged DNA binding
Source: RefSeq, a predicted model, not a curated record
AUGGAGAGCUUCAUGGAGUCGCUGAACAGGCUGAGGGACGUGCACGAGAAGGAAGUGCUGGGCCUGCAGAGCAAGCUUCUGGAGCUGAACUCCGAGCGAUGCCGGGAGGCACAGAGAGUGGAGGAACUGUUUGCCAAGAACCACCAGCUCAGGGAGCAGCAGAAGGUGCUGAAGGAGAACCUGCGGGCGCUCGAGAACAGGCUGAGGGCUGGCCUGUGCGACCGGUGCAAAGUCACCCAGGAGCUGGCCAGGAAGAAGCAACUGGAGCUGGAGAGCGCACACCUGCAGAGUCUGCAGCACCUCUGCGUCCUCACCAAAGAAAUGAAUGGGUUGAAGGAGGAGAACAAAAUGUUGAAGGAGGAGGUGAAGCGACUUCGGGGCCUAGAAGACAGAGCGGUGCCCGUGGCCAGGGAGGGCACCCCAGGCCCCCCGUCCCCACUGCUGCUCCCCUCCCCUGGCAGCUGGAAGACGGUCCCUCAGGAGACACCGGCAGGUUCCGGGGAGAACCACACGGGCCCAGGUCCAUGGGGAGAAGAAAAGCCAACGGGCCAUAGGACGUCACCAGGCACCAACCUGCCUGAGCCACGCACCCCAGACAUGAGCCCCCAGCGCAUAUCCAACCAGCUGCAUGCCACUGUCGCCGUGGUACGGCCUGGGUCCCGGGCCUGCCCUGCUGACUGCGGCCCCUCCGGCAGGACAUCCCCACCCACGACCACCAGGAGCAGCCCAGCCAGCCCAGUAUAUGAGCACAGCGCCCCCCUGGACAGCUUCCUGCGGGCCUCCCGGUCCUCGGCCGAGGCCUUCGAGUCCCUGAAGCGCUCCCUCCAGGCCGACCGCCGCUGCCUCCUGAACCGCCAGCUGUCCCUGCGCCUGCGCAGCCCCCACGGGAGCCCCCUGGCUGUCCCCAGGGCUCCCCACAGCCCUCAACUCCAAGGCCUGAAGGCUCAGGACGCAGAGGCCUGGGAGGAGCCCACGGGCCUGCUGGGCCUGCCCAGCGCCUUGGUGGGCAUGCAGGACCCACGGCUGGAGGGGGCCCUGCACCUGCUUCUGGCCCAGCAGCAGCUGUGGGCUCGGGCACGGGCGAGCAGGCUGCGGGACUCACCCACACCCAGAGAGUCGCCCGUGUCCCCGCCAGCUGGCUCCGACUGGGAAAGCCCUGGGAGCCAGGUGCUCCGGGCAGGCGUCGGGACAGCGGUCCCUCCAGGCGGGUGGCACUCUUCCCCUACGGGCCCCAGCGGCCUCCAGAGGAAAGAGGGCAGCGCCACUCAGGACUGCGCCUCAGACAGACCCCUGGACCUCUCAGACCCGGCCCGCUGCCGCGACUCCAGACCCAGCGGCCAGCACAGACCCCUCCGCCCUGCAGCUGCCCCCGCGCCGAGCCCCGAGCCCCUCGAAGGAGCGGUGCCUGCCCUGUGCACGCCCCUGGCUCCCGGUCCCCAGGCAUGCAGCAAUGGCAUCAAGGGAACCAGAGUGACAGAGCGUGAAGAACUCUCCAUUCCCACGGUAAGGGUCUGGCACGGGCCGCGGGCUCUGCUCCUGCUCCCAGCCUCCGUGUGCCCCAACUGCACGCUGGCCUCCGGCCUCCACCCCAGGCAACAGCCCAGUCCUGGUGGGAUGGAAGGUGAGGCUGGAGGAAGACUGAAGCGGGGGCCCUGCCCGCAGAGGACGGAUGGUGACCGGUCCCCAGAGCCCAGCAAGGCUAGCGUGCAGAGGCCAGAAUCGGAUGCACUGGACGAGCCUGCUGCCUCACACAGCGAGGCGGACGCAAGCUGUGAGGUGGGCACCAAGCUGAGCCUGCCCGUGAAGGGGCCUCCUCAGGAUCUACAACAGAAGAGGAAGUGGGACCUGGCCCUGGGGGACACAGCUUCCAAGGAGCCAUCCUGCGGGAAGAAACCCAGGGUGUCCCUGACAGCAGCGGAGGAAUCUGAGAGUGUGCCGAGCCCUGAGGACCGCAGCCCCUCCCCUGGGAGCAGCGGCUGGGAGAGCUAG